CCAGGAGGUGUUUCGGUCAGCCCUGACCUGUACCUGCAAGUCAAAGCGCAGGGCAAAGCCUUCCCUGGCAAACAGAAUGAGGCAUUUGACUUCCUGGCAACAAAUUACGCCCUCGUCGAAACGGGGAUUCGCGGGUUCGCGGGGAGCAGCUAUCCGGGCUCGGUGACGCUAGCUGGGAAUGAGCUAACGAGCCCAGCGGGGCGGACCGUUCGUCUCAUUUUGGCGUGUUUCGGCUCCAAACGGGAAAACUUCAAGGAGCUUGUCCCCACGGUCAAGGGUGUGAGAGUAUGCGGCUGGAGCCACGAGCGCUGUAGGAUGAAGAGCCCGCCCAACCGCACCAGGGACAUCGAGCGGCAAGCUGGCUACCUGAGGCCCGAGCACUGCGCCCCUCCCCCGCCGCGCAGCGGCUCGGACACCAUGUGGUUCAUCCGCGACGGCUGCGGCAUCGUGUGCGGCGUCAUCACCUGGAUGCUGGUCCUCUACGCCCAGUUCGUGGUGGUCUUCGUCAUGCUGCUGCCGGCCAAGAACGUGGCCUACAGCCUCUUCAACGGGGUCAUCUUCAACGGCCUGGCCUUCCUCGCCCUCGCCUCUCACGCCAGGGCCAUGUGCACCGACCCGGGGGCGGUGCCGAAAGGGAACGCAACCAAAGAAUUUAUUGAAAGCCUGCAGCUCAAGCCAGGACAGGUGGUGUACAAAUGUCCCAAGUGCUGCAGCAUCAAGCCCGACCGGGCUCACCACUGCAGUGUUUGCAAACGCUGUAUUAAAAAGAUGGACCACCACUGUCCCUGGGUGAACAACUGCGUGGGAGAGAACAACCAGAAAUACUUUGUGCUCUUCACGUGCAGCAGCUUCUCUCCUCCCUCAACAGUCAUCCUCCUCAUCCUCCUCUGCUUUGAGGGUCUCCUCUUUCUGAUCUUCACUGCAGUCAUGUUCGGGACCCAGGUCCACUCCAUUUGCUCCGAUGAAACGGGUAUCGAACAGCUAAAGAAAGAGGAGAGAAGAUGGGCCAAGAAGUCGAAGUGGAUGAAUAUGAAGGUGGUGUUUGGCCACCCUUUCUCUAUAGCCUGGCUCAGCCCCUUUGCAACACCCGACCACGGGAAGGCAAACAUGUACCAGUAUAUAGUGUGAAAGCUGCUGUGCACACUCGCUGAUCUGUCCUCACCUGGGCACCAACUCCACAUUUUCCCGUCAUGAAUUCGGAACACUUUUUUCCCCCUUUUUUAUUUUUAUAAGUGUAAUCGAUCUCCAUCUUAUCAUUUUACACUUGGUGCUGACUGAGAUCAAUACUUUCUGCUGUGUCGCCGUACGAGGACGAGAGAAACACCACAAGUAAAACUCCUGACAGAGGACUGAACUCUCUCCGUAAAUGAGUGUCUUGUGUCUGAUCAUCCCCUUCUUUCUUAGACAAAUCCUGUGAACUGAAGUCUUGAAAGUUUUCACAGGAGACGGACGCCCGGCUUUGUCUUCCUGUUGACGCCCUCACCAUCCUCUCACUUCACUUGCUGGAUCAGUGUCUAUUUGCUCAAUGCUGCAGAUGUGUUUUGCCUUAGAGCAGUGCAAUAGUGAGCAGUGGCAUCCAAUUGCUUUUAAAGGUAUUCCUUUUUUUGCCUUAAAAGAUUUUUAAUGGAUUAAAGAUUAUGGAAGGAAUACAUUUUAAGUCCGUUUUAGAAAGCUUUGACAUCAUUGCCUGUAACCCAUCCACCCCCCUCCCCCCUUUAUUUGGUACUCCACGAAAAAAGAACAAAUCAGACGGUUUGAUGACAAAGAACACAAAGUUAAAAGAUUCAACUUUUUGUUUGAGUUUAAUAAUUCACCCCCGACUGGAAACAUGUUGCCUACUGUGUAUAUUAGAUUCAUGGAACUGAGUAUGUUCUUAUUCUCCUGAGUCAGUCAUUUAAAGUUAAGACAGUGUUUUUAUUGUUUUUUUAAUUGAAAAUAAUCACAUGUUGAAUGAUUUAUGAAGUUUCUUAGUCACAGAUCAUAGUUGAAGUGCCAAAGGUACUUUCAAUUAAAAAACGGCUCUAUUUCCUGAAAAUGAGCAAUAUUGCACCAGGAAAAACUACAAACAAAAAGGCUGACGCAAGAUAAAUAAAGAAGCAAUACAACUACAGGCCCCCUGAUUUUCAAUAGUUUUGAUCACAUAUUGGAAGUUUUGAUAUAUGUAUACAACUUCAUACAAUUCUUCUCCAAAUAAAAUAGAAAAAGGACGUUAAACUUAAUUUAUCGAGAUCUUUUCAGAAAACAAAGUUACAAAGAGUUGGUGCAAUGUCAACAUGAACCGGACUUUGGUUCUAAAAGUGUUUUUGUGCUUCAGUUAAAGGAUCCGCCCAGCAGUCAAACCAGCAUCUUUCUGACUCCACUCUGUGAUAACCACCACCAGCUCUGAUGGGAAUUCAGGGACUAAAGCAAUACUCUUUGCUCUCUGGAUGCACUGACCCUAAGUGUCAUUCACUUGCUCUCAGUAGAUGGAACUUGCUUGUGUAUAUUCCAGUUUAUCAGAAGUUACUGGCUGGAAGAAAAAACUAAAGCUUUACAGGAUAAAAUUCUGAGUUGCGAUGGGUCAGUAGAGAACCUUCUUCCUGACCUCAAAGACUCGACAUUCGCGUUUUGCCUGUUAAAGCUGUAAAAAGCUUUAGAUUUUCCUGCCAGUAGUGAGAAUUUGAUGCUUGUAGGACGUGAACCACUUCAGAGCUUGUGAGACUAAAAAUGCCUUUUGCUGUAUGCGUUUGAAGGCCUUACUGUAGCCUAGUUAAAAACUUGCUUUCAAAGGUGACGAAAGGAUUUAUUUGAACAUGUGUUUUUGCCAAACUGAAUGCUGGAUGAGUGAAGGCUCUGAUGUUACUGUGUUAAAAGUGGAGCAUGGGCAAGAAUGAUACUGUCUUGUAGGUUUUCAAAUAUUUUUCUAACUGUCACCAUGAUAUGGAGAUACAGAGGUUUACACAUGCAGUACACCAGCUUCCCCUUUUUUUUCUUUUUCUAACUGUUGAACAUGUGGCCUGUGAUUAGCAUUUAAUAAUAUUUAGCAAAGUUGUGCAUCUGUUGGUUUCCUGUUUUUAUUGUGUUCUUUGUUGAAGGAGAAGAUUAAUAAAACUUGAUGACACUUACACU
Molecule: messenger RNA, 3108 nt
Organism: Menidia menidia (Atlantic silverside)
Lineage: Eukaryota; Metazoa; Chordata; Actinopteri; Atheriniformes; Atherinopsidae
Source: the annotation of a GenBank genome assembly